UUCACCCGCUGGCAACCCUCGACACCCUCCCUCAGCCAGUCAAGUCAGCCCCAACAACACGUACUGCUCCAAGCCCUCAAGUGUACACUGUACACAGACCUUCCUGCAGAAGUCGGGACAACUCGUCAGGGUCUAAUCCCUACCCACAGCCUAACUAGCCCCCUAAAACACCCCAGAAGACCUGCCGGGCAGCGACACCCUCAGCCCCAACACUGCUUUCCAAGUGUACACAGCCCUUACUGUCGGGACAACUCAACAGGGUCUAAUCCCUACCCACAGCCUAACUAGCCCCCUAAAACACUCCAGAGGAAGAAGUAUAUAUCUACAGAGGCAACCAGACUCCUAAAACUUUGCCAGGACAACGUGCUGAGGCUGCCGCCGCAAAGGUUGGGGCCGCCUUCCUCAGCAAGACAGGCCGCCCACCACGCCGGUGUGUGGAGGGAAAGAGAACAAGGAAGGAACGAGGACAACAGCAACACACUAAACUGCCACAAAGGCUGCCCACCACGCUGGUGUGUGGAGAAAAAGAGAACAAGGAAGGAAUGAGGACAACAGCAACACACUCAGCAACCGCAAAGGUUGGGGCUGCCACACCUGGACAGCAGCAUGAGUGGCCAGGACAAGCAGGAGCAGACUGUUGCAGGGGGCAGGAGGCUUAGUGGUAAUCAGGUCAAGCAAUUUGUUGCUGGCAACUUCAGCAACAAAGGAGAGAUGAAGUUUGAGUGUCUGGAGUGUGGAAAAGGAUUCGCUUCAAAGAAUGGCCUCAGAUAUCACACCUUUACACACACUGGUGUAAAGAACCAUAAAUGUAAGGAAUGUGGGAAAAAAUUCAGCCAGAAGAGUAACCUUGCUACACAUACCCUUAGACACACUGGUGUAAAGAACUAUGAAUGUAAGGAAUGUGGGAAAGGAUUCAUCCAGAAGCUUUACCUUGAUCGACACACCCUUACUCACACUUGUGUAAAAAACUAUGAAUGUAAGGAAUGUGGAAAAAAAUUCAGCCAGAAGGGUCACCUUAAUACACACACCCUUACACACACUGGUGUAAAAAACUAUGAAUGUAAGGAAUGUUUGAAAAAAUUCAGCCAUAAGAGUGCCCUUAACAGACACACCCUUACACACACUGGUGUAAGGAAGUAUGAAUGUAAGGAAUGUGGGAAAAAAUUCAGCCGGAAGAGUACCCUUGAUGAACACACCACUACACACGCUGGUGUAAAGAACUAUGAAUGUCAGGAAUGUGGGAAAAAAUUUAGCCAGAAGAGUUACCUUAAUCUACACACCCUUACACACACUGGUGUAAAAGGUCAUGAGUGUGAAGAGUGCGGGAAGAGAUUCAGUGUCAAGUCAACACUCAAUGAACAUGUCUUCAGGCACUAUAGCCUUAGAGAGUUCAAGUGUGAUGUUUGUGGAAAGUUCUUUAAGGCAAAGAAAGACAUUGCUCAACACAUGAAGAUCCACUUCAGAAGUGUCUCUACCAACAGUAAUAAUAACCAGGUUGUUAGCAGCAGCUGAGCAUGAUAUGGAAAGGGAAGUGAAGGAGAAGUAAAAGUGAUCUUGUAAGAUAAAGAAGAAAGGUUUGCCUGUCAGUGUUGACAUAGAAAAAUUCAACGUACCUAAAGACUAUUGGCUUCCUCAAGUCCUGCAGGAUCACUUCAUAACCAAAUUGUCUGCCUAUCCAUGUACCAAGGCUGUCCAUGUGUUUUGUGAUGGGUCUGUUAAUGGCAGCAGGACUGGCUGUGGAUUAUUUAUUAGACUUUACCUUCCCCACUGAAUACACUGACUCUUGAGGUUUCCAAGAGGCUUCCUGACCAUCUGUCUUCCACAAGGGCAGAACUCUGUGCCAUUCUUGAGGCCCUCUUUAUUACUGUAGCCUUAGGGAAAACUGUGUAGCCUACCUGUUUGUUGACAGUCAGUGUGCCUUGUAUGCACUCCUGUCUUCCUCUCCCUCUGACUGUGACAGAGUCAAUAAGUGCCUCGGUGCCCUUAGCCUGCUAGAGCGCAGUGGUGAUUAUGCACAUUUCAUCUGGGUGCCCUCACAUGUUGGGUUACCCCACAAUGAAGAAGCAGACAUACUUGCUCGUCUUGCCUCUGAUGGUCUCACUGUACACUGUGUUAGGUGUUGAAUACACUUAGAAUUGUGUUAAGAGUAGACUUAGAUCUCUUGUCAGUGACUCACCUCUCAGCUUGUCUUGCGAUGUCAUGACGGCAGUGCCUUUAGCAUUCACUAUGCCUAAGUAUUGAGUCUCUGUACCCACACUUAUGGCAGACACAGUGCAUCCUAUGGUCUUGUGGUGAUGCGUCUGAGACUGGGCUAUGGGUAUUACUGGGAGGGCAGUGGGGCUGCCCCUGUGCCUUGCAGUUUGUGCCAGGGCAGGGGGUCAAACACUCCAUCGGUAUGUCCUGCAACGUCCCUCUAAUAGCUAUUAUUGCUCACAGGGCCACUGGGACCUGCCUGAGCUGGUUCAUUAACAAUAAUGUUCUUUCAUGUGUUUUAAGAGAGUAUCCUGCAGUUGCCCCUAGAUUGUAGUUCUGGGUGCAGUCCCUUGUGUCUGCCCCCUUGAUCUCGUCAUGGCUACCAUUUAUUUUUAACAUAGCACUUGUUCCCUAUCAUUAUACCUGUUUAGUUCCAUGGUGCUGCCAACGGAUGUGUCGAGUUGUACAAUCACACUAUGUAUUGCCUGAGGGUUGGGAUGGCAAGUUCCUCCCUUCUCCUUUGUUGUGUAACUUUGCAACAAUAAACCAACAAUCAAUCAA
This is a messenger RNA of Eriocheir sinensis (Chinese mitten crab), 2754 nucleotides long. RefSeq names its product gastrula zinc finger protein XlCGF7.1-like. Gene Ontology annotation, molecular function: DNA-binding transcription repressor activity, RNA polymerase II-specific. The transcript has 2 exons. Gene Ontology annotation, biological process: negative regulation of transcription by RNA polymerase II. NCBI's taxonomy places the organism in Eukaryota, Metazoa, Arthropoda, Malacostraca, Decapoda, Varunidae. The coding region runs from base 607 to 1512 and encodes 301 amino acids. The record is from RefSeq and is a predicted model, not a curated record.